Molecule: messenger RNA, 1683 nt
Organism: Fomitopsis serialis
Lineage: Eukaryota; Fungi; Basidiomycota; Agaricomycetes; Polyporales; Fomitopsidaceae
Product: general amidase
Exons: 9
Coding region: 1-1683 (560 amino acids)
Source: RefSeq, a predicted model, not a curated record
AUGUCUCAACGCUGGCAGGAUUUGGUCGCCGAUAAGCGGCUACGUCAACAAGAGUCGAUCCCGAAAGAGUGGCUGAUAUCUACACCACCGGAUACAGCACUUGAUGUGACCGUCAUCCCAGAGGAAUGUGGUCUGUUAACGGCGAGGGAACUGGAGAUCACCAACACUGUGGAUGUCGGCGCGCUGCUGGACAAGCUCGCCUCUGCCGAAUGGUCGGCGGUGGAGGUGACCACCGCUUUCUACAAGCGGGCGAUCGUCGCACACCAACUUGUCAAUUGCCUGACUGAGAUCUUUGUGGAACGUGCGCUCGCUCGUGCCAAGGAAUUGGAUGAGCAUCUGAAGACGACGGGCAAGGUCGUUGGCCUUUUGCACGGGCUUCCUAUCUCGCUGAAGGAUCAGCUAUGCAUCAAAGGCCUAGAAACCACGAUGGGAUAUGUGUCCUGGAUCGGCAAGUAUGCCGAGAAGAAUGCUACGCUCGUUGAUAUUCUGUAUGACUGUGGGGCUGUUCCGUUUGUACGGACCAAUAUCCCUCAGACGUUGAUGUGGCCAGAAACGUACAAUCUGAUAUUCGGUCGAACAGUCAACCCCGCCAACCGGAACCUUACCUGUGGGGGCUCGUCCGGUGGCGAAGGGGCCUUAAUCCACCUGAAGGGUAGUCCUCUCGGUGUUGGUUCGGAUAUUGGAGGCUCCAUCCGCAUACCGGCUCUCUUCAAUGGCCUAUACAGCUUACGACCAUCGUAUGGGCGUAUACCAUACGAAGGUGCUGUCAAUUCGAUGGUUGGCCAAGACUCUAUCCCGUCUGUCCUCGGCCCGCUAUCCAAUAGCCUGAGCGGUGUGAAGGCAUUCAUGCAAGCUGUCAUCAGUCAAAGCCCGUGGACGAAAGACCCGCUCUGCGUGAGGAAGAAAUGGGAUGAUGAAGCGUACGCGCUUUCUGAACACGGAGGCGGAUCGACCCUUUGCUUCGCCAUCCUGUGGAAUGACGGCAUCGUAGUACCGCACCCGCCAGUCAUCAGAGCUUUGGAGAUGACGCGAGACGCAUUACGCGCGGCUGGUCACAAAGUUGUCGAUUGGCAACCAAUCAAGCACCUUGAACUGACAAACACUAUCUCUGCCAUAUGGAAAGCAGGCGCAGCAGAAGAUUUCCAAGUUACUACCUCGGAGACUGGCGAACCGAUCAUCUCAACGAUGAGCGUUGUCGAAGGUGUCGGCGAGCCGGACAUGUCCGUACGGCCUGACCCGACGGGCAUAUCUGCGUAUGCGCUGUGGCAGAUUCAGAAAGCUAGGGCAGAUCUUCGGAAGGAGUAUCUGGACCACUGGCAGAAGACGGCUGAGAUCUCAGGCACUGGUCGACCUGUGGAUGCUAUCAUCUCACCUGGAGCACCCUUCGUAGCCCCUCCGCAUGGCAGGAACAAUUACUCGAACUAUACCAAGGUCCUGAAUGCCUUGGACUACCCUGCUGUCACAUUCCCAGUGACCAGGGUCGAUCUCAGUUUGGACGCGAAGAAGCCUGCCCACCAGUUCCUCAGCGAGACGGAUGAAGCAAUAUACAGUUGGUAUGAACCUGCGCUCUCUCAGAAUGCACCUGUGGCCUUGCAGCUUGUCGGUCGGACGUUGGAGGAAGAGGCGGUGAUUGCGAUGACCGAGAUAGUGGACGCCGCACUCAAGGCGAAGGCGGCAUUGUGA